AUGGCAGACUCAUACGCGAACAGGAGGCAUCCCGCUUCGCUGCUCCCCUGCUCCGCUCACAACCCCCUGCUCAUCCACCUCGUUGGGAGGCGUGUCUCGAUUGACAUGAUCACCUACAUUGCCCGCCAAGCUGCAAAAGUCAUCCGAAUUGACGACGAGCAAGAUGGCCGUCCUCCACUCUCGCCGUCACCAACUUCGCAGAGUGUUCCCCCCACGCCGCCGCGAACUCCACUCAAGGUGACUUUCGCUGAUCAAGACGCAGAAUCCACUACCCCUUCGAACCCUCCUGUAUCGACUCUCAUUUCUCUUGAAAACUUCAUUCUUCAUCUCGUUAAGUGCUCUAAUGUCCAAGUCACCACGCUCCUUACCACGCUUGUCUAUCUCGACCGAUUGCGUACGAGACUCCCUUCCUUAGCGAAAGGCAUGCCAUGCACACGCCACCGCGUCUUCCUCGCCACGCUAAUUGUGACAGCCAAGUACCUCAACGACUCCUCUCCCAAGAACUCGCAUUGGGCGAAAUAUGCUGUUCUCUUUGAUGUCAACGAGGUCAAUCUCAUGGAGAAGCAGCUUCUUUAUCUCUUAGACUACGAUCUCCGCUUCUUUGAGCCCGAGGUCUGCGCUCUCUUUGCUCCGUUCAUGGUCGCACCGUCCCCAGGUGAAUACAGCAGUAGUAGCGCAAGAGCGUCGGCGGUCGACAGGGUGUCCAAAGCUGGCAAGGCCAGAGCACAAGCGCAACUCGCAACUCCAGCACCAAAAGGUGGGAAUCUGGCAGCUUCAAACAGCCAGAAAAGAGUACAGCUGCCGCUAACGCCGCCCCCGGUCGCAGGCGAGGAGAGAAGAGAACGGUUGAACGCCUACUCCACGCCGACCCCAUCAGGAAGCGGCAGUGGCGGCGGCGGGAUACUAACCACCGCCGUGCGAGGAAUCGCAAAACGUCUGUCGACGGCCCACCUCUCUGCCUCGUACUCCCGCGUGCCACAGCCAAUGUACAACAGCCUUUCGACGACGUCUACAGCAUCUUCCAGCUCCUCGUCCUCGUCAGAUGUUGCUUCUCUGAUCGAAGACACUGGGUCCUCGUCUUCUAGCUCUGAGGGAUGGACUAGCAAUGAGUCUGACGAUGAGACUGAGGAUCAACAACAGGUCCACGUCGUCGCGGCUUCGUCCUCGCACCUCGAGCUUCACGAAAAACUAUCAGUCGCUUCUAAACCCGGAGUGGGCGGGGUCAAGAAGCCGCUGAGGCUGCCAGGAACAGCACUCCCCCUGCACGUCAUCAAAGCCCAUGCUACCCAACGCGCACGCAACUCUAGCGACACAUCGUCCAUCCACACUGUCGUCGAUUCCCCGCGUCGUGGAAGCGGAAAGCGAGAGUCCUCUUCAUCAUCUUCCUCCUCGGUAACCAUUGCCGUCUCCCUCUCCGUAACUACCAUCUCUCAAACAGACUCUCCCAAGGGGUCAGGGAUGGGGUCUAGCGUGACUAUGCCCAUCAUCUCCUCCUCCUCCAGCAGCGCGGUCUGUACGCCCAACGGCAAUAGCUCGAACUACAAACCGAGGAGGGGUACGGCAAGAGUUCGUGCAGGGACACUGCUCCAACCCCCACCGCAGAGCUUGAGAGCGAGUGGUGUGGGCCGAGGUGCUGGGCGGGGUCCUGCUCAGGGUCCAGCUGGUGGUGGGUUCUUUACACGGAUGUGGGGCGCUGCUGCUGGAUCGCUCAAGCCGUCUGCGUCCUCUUCAGGUGGUUACGCGCAUCAUGCUGCUCAUGGACGACCGCCCUCAAGUGUGAUGAACUUGUCGGCUUGA
This is a messenger RNA of Laccaria bicolor S238N-H82, 1797 nucleotides long. RefSeq lists its product as uncharacterized. The coding region runs from base 1 to 1797 and encodes 598 amino acids. Gene Ontology annotation, molecular function: cyclin-dependent protein serine/threonine kinase regulator activity; protein kinase binding. Gene Ontology annotation, cellular component: nucleus; cyclin-dependent protein kinase holoenzyme complex. The record is from RefSeq and is a predicted model, not a curated record. The transcript has 2 exons. Lineage: Eukaryota; Fungi; Basidiomycota; Agaricomycetes; Agaricales; Hydnangiaceae. Gene Ontology annotation, biological process: regulation of cyclin-dependent protein serine/threonine kinase activity.